AUGACGGCACCAGUAUACAUGCACGCCGCAAGCAUCAAACGCGGGGAAAUGGGAACUCAUGAUUUUCGGGCCGAAUAUCCGCUCGGCUCUGAGGGCCGAGUCGCGUCGAAGCAGAGUCACGAUUCGAGUUCUCGAGCAUUCCAGUUACCAUCUACGUCGUCUGAUUGCUCUUUGACGCUCAACGCCCUUGACGACGAAGGGCGCGCGAACAAUGCUCUGCUCGACGCCCUCGACGGCGAAUUGGCACUUUAUAUCCGCCACUUUCACUCAUCCUCGACCCGCUCAUCGUCGUCGACUCCGUAUGGAUCACUCUCCGUCGGCGUCCCACAUGAGAUUUAUCCCGGCGAACGACGAGUUGCUCUUACGCCACAGAAUGCUGCUCUGCUAAAGAAGAAAGGAUUUGCAAAUGUGCUUGUGGAGCGAAAUGCAGGAGCAGAAGCCCAGUUCCUCGAUGAACAAUACUCUUCUGCUGGAGCUAGGCUGGUUUCACGAGAGGAAUUGUUCAAGGCUUCGGAUAUAAUGCUCAAAGUGAGGCCACCCUUGCUGGAUCAAGAGGCGCAUCUUCUCAAGGAAGGAAGCUCGGUCAUUUCAUUCUUAUAUCCGGCGCAAAAUAAAGACAUUGUGGAUUUGCUUGCUUCCCGGAAAGUCAAUGCUUUCGCUAUGGACAUGGUACCUCGUAUUUCUCGCGCCCAAGUUUUCGAUGCUUUGAGUUCUAUGGCAAAUAUCGCUGGUUACAAGGCUGUUUUAGAGGCUUCCAAUCAUUUUGGUAGAUUUUUGACGGGCCAAGUCACUGCUGCUGGGAAGAUACCCCCAGGAAAGGUUCUCGUAAUUGGUGCCGGAGUUGCAGGAUUAAGUGCGAUCGCAACUGCUAGGCGUUUGGGUGCUAUUGUUAGAGGCUUUGACACGCGUUCUGCAGCAAGGGAACAGGUUCAGUCACUCGGAGCAGAGUUCAUUGAAGUAUCGGUGAAGGAGGAAGGCGGCGGUGGCGGCGGCUACGCCAAAGUUAUGUCGAAGGAAUUCAUCGAAGCGGAAAUGGCUCUUUUCAUGGAACAAUGUAAAGAUGUCGACAUCGUAAUCACGACGGCCUUGAUACCUGGGAAGCCUGCACCCAAGCUGAUAACCCACCAAAUGAUUGCAGCCAUGAAGCAAGGUUCCGUCGUCGUUGACCUGGCAGCGGAAGCUGGAGGUAACUGCGAGGCGACGAAGCCUGGUGAAUUGGUUGUUGAAAAUGGCGUCAAAAUCAUCGGUUACACGGAUUUGCCGUCCAGAUUACCCACACAGUCUUCAACCCUAUACUCUAAUAACAUCACUAAGUUCCUGCUCUCUCUGGGUCCUGGUGAUGGGAAGUUUGCCAUUGACCUUGAGGACGAAGUUGUUCGUGGAUCUAUCAUAGUGCACGGUGGAAAGAUCUUGCCUCCGGUUCCUCGAACACUGCCUCCUCCUGUAGCCCCUCCGACAAAUGAAAAGGCUGAAGAAAUCGCAGCCACAAAAGCUAUUACCCCGUUCCAGAAAGCAGCUCGUGAAGUAGCAACAGUAACCGCUGGAAUGGGAGGCGUUGUCACGCUCGGCAAGGCGACAGGUGUUUCGUUUAUGGACAAUUUCUUCACAUUUGGACUGGCUGGACUGGUUGGAUACAGAACUGUUUGGAACGUUGCGCCUGCAUUGCACUCUCCACUGAUGUCUGUGACGAACGCAAUAUCCGGAAUGGUUGGCAUCGGUGGACUAUUCGUGAUGGGUGGUGGGUAUUUCCCUGGCACUAUUCCUCAAGCACUUGGCGCCCUGUCCGUGCUUUUGGCUAGUGUCAAUGUUGCGGGCGGCUUUAUCAUAACAAAACGCAUGCUGGAUAUGUUCAAGCGCCCAACUGACCCACCGGAAUACUCUUGGCUUUACGGCAUCCCUGCCGUCGUGUUUACAGGAGGAUUUUUGACUGCUGCAAGCACUGGAAUGGGUGGUCUUGUCCAAGCUGGGUAUCUGGCUAGCAGCGUUUUGUGCAUAGGAUCUCUUUCUGGUCUUGGCUCCCAAGCCACAGCUCGUCAGGGUAAUGCUCUUGGAAUGUUGGGUGUCGGUUCUGGAAUUCUUGCGUCCUUGGCUGCCGUGGGCUUCCCUGUUGAGGUGUUGACACAAUUUACCGCCGUUGCUGCGAUCGGUGGGACCAUUGGGACGCUCAUUGGCAAGAGAAUCACUGCUACUGAGCUGCCGCAAAUGGUUGCUAUGCUUCAUAGUGUAGUUGCUAUUGCUAGUGUUAUGGCUGACCUGACUGAUGUAUCGACCCUCCAUCUUGUGACUGCUUACCUGGGUGUCGUUAUUGGUGGAAUAACAUUCACCGGAUCUAUUGUUGCCUUCAUGAAGUUGGCAGGCCGAAUGGGUUCAAGGCCGUUGGCCCUGCCUAAAAAGCAUCUGAUUAACAGCGGCAUUCUUGGUGCUAAUGCGCUGACUAUGGCUUUGUUACCAUGGCUCCUGCUGCUGCCUGUCGUAGCCGCCUCAUAUCUUGGGCUAAGUACACUCUUGAGUUUCGUCCAAGCUGUCGUCAUCUGUGUACUCAAUUCAUAUUCCGGAUUCGCACUAGUUGCAGAAGGCUUCAUGCUGGAUAAUUCUCUCCUAACGACGGUAGGAUCGCUUAUUGGUGUGAGCGGUUCUAUUCUUUCAUACAUCAUGGUGCGGACUGCGUUUAUAUCUGUUGUCAAAGCGCUGAACUCCCGGCAUUCCACCGCAGCAUCGCAGGAAGCUCAAAAGAUCGAAGGCGUGAUAACCAAAACCAACGUCGAUGAUACGGUGGAGGCGUUAAAUAACGCUGACAACGUGAUAUUGGUGGUCGGCUAUGGAAUGGCUGUGGCCAAAGCGCAAUACGCCAUCUCUGAGAUAUGUUCGUUGCUUCGAGCGAAAGGAAUUAACGUCCGAUUUGCAAUCCAUCCCGUGGCCGGAAGAAUGCCAGGGCAGUGCAACGUCCUUCUCGCAGAAGCAGCUGUUCCAUACGAUAUCGUCUUGGAAAUGGACGAGAUUAACGACGACUUCAAAGACACCGAUGUUACUUUGGUGAUAGGUGCCAACGACACUGUGAAUCCGAUCGCACUCGAGCCCGGUUCAGCCAUUGCGGGUAUGCCGGUCUUGCAUGCUUGGAAGAGCAAGCAGGUCAUCGUCAUGAAGAGGGGAAUGUCCAGCGGUUACGCUGAUGUUCCAAACCCGAUGUUCUUCAUGCCUGGAACAAAGAUGCUUUUCGGUGACGCCAAGGAUACCUGUGAAGCUAUCAAACGGGGUCUCGAAGCAAGGGGAUAGUGAUGUAGCAAAUAUAGCUGGCAAGUGGAAUAUAGACAAUGAGAUCUCGAAUAGCAUGUGCCACUUGGGACGUUGAUCUGACGCUACAAUUUGUACUGAUAAUUAUUUCGUUUCGAUUUCGUGUAAAGUUCGUACGCUGUCGGUUAUCGGCCCGACUUUCCGAGUUAUGUCAACGACGCGUACCGGCCGCCAUGUGGGCACUGA
Desarmillaria tabescens is the source of this 3477-nucleotide messenger RNA. Its product is annotated as NAD(P) transhydrogenase beta subunit-domain-containing protein. Gene Ontology annotation, cellular component: mitochondrial inner membrane. Gene Ontology annotation, biological process: NADPH regeneration; proton transmembrane transport. Gene Ontology annotation, molecular function: NADP binding. The record is from RefSeq and is a predicted model, not a curated record. The transcript is spliced from 26 exons. NCBI's taxonomy places the organism in Eukaryota, Fungi, Basidiomycota, Agaricomycetes, Agaricales, Physalacriaceae. The coding region runs from base 1 to 3273 and encodes 1090 amino acids.